Messenger RNA from Acromyrmex echinatior (Panamanian leafcutter ant), 2492 nucleotides. RefSeq lists its product as hypothetical. NCBI's taxonomy places the organism in Eukaryota, Metazoa, Arthropoda, Insecta, Hymenoptera, Formicidae. The record is from RefSeq and is a predicted model, not a curated record.
AAGCAAUUAUCUAAUAAGAUAUUAAUUGGAUUAAACCAAAGUUCUUGAUUUUUUACGACAACUGGAUUGUCAAAGAUAGUCUUUCUGAUUAUUAAUGAAUAUUAAUUGCGUUCGAAGUUUCCAAAUUGUAUCACGAAAUUCAAUUCGAUUGAAUCUUUUUGAUCGAUAAGUUAAUUGAGCCGAAUAAAAAAAAAUGAGGGGAGCUAAUCAGGAUACGGCGACACCGUAUUGUCGCUGUAGAGUACUCUAUUUGGGUAGUUCAGUACCUCACGCGAGCAAAGAGGGACUCCUGGGCGUUCAGGAGCCUCUGAGAGAACUUUAUCCCGAGCAGGGUGCAUUGGGUGCGCGUGGAAUUGACUCUUGGCUAAGUGUUUGGAGCAAUGGCUUACUCUUGGAGAAUGUUGACGAACAUCGCAAAAAAAUUACGCGAUUCUUCCCUAUCGAAGCGCUUCACUAUUGUGCGGCGGUUAGACAUGUCAAAGGUGGAAACGCAGAUACAUCCAAUACACGUUUUCUGCCGUUGGAUUCGCCGUUCGCGCGGACGCCCAGCGCGAAUCAUCCACCCCUGUUCGCCGCCGUCCUGCGAAGAACGACCGGCAUUAAAGUUCUCGAGUGUCAUGCGUUCAUCUGCAAACGGGAUAUGGCGGCCAAUGCCCUGGUAAGGUGUUGCUUUCACGCUUAUGCCGAUAGCAGCUACGCGAAAGGCCUGGAACCAUCAUCGGCGACAACGAACGGGGUCGCGACUGGUCAUCAAUCGAACAACAGUCUCUAUCACACUCUAGGCGGCUCGAGCACCACUCUGGAUAGUCCUCAAACGACCCGCUUAGAUACAGCUUCGACCGACGACUUCAGUCUGUAUAAUGGCGACGAAAAUCAUAAAGUUUGGGCCAGGGGUCGCGACGAAGUCGAUGGUCUUUAUCAGGAACAGGGCACCCUGCGAAGCACGAAGGGAUCCAGACCACGCCAGUUGGUUGCCCCACCGCCGCCACCACCACCCCCGCCUCCACCCGCUCAACCGUUGUUGCUGGAGGAAACCUCUUCCGCGCGAAGAAAAACUAAUAAGAAGCUGAAAAAAAUGAAGACUCGUUCAUUGCACGAGGACGCAUUGCAACAGCAACAACAACAACAGCAGCUCCUCCAUCAUCAGCUACAUCAAGGCGUGUAUGCCAACGGCCACGGACAUCACACUCUGGGUCAUCCUAUCAGGCAGCAACAUUACCAUCAUCAUCCACUACCACCCAGCAGUCGAUCCGUCGCCGGUACUUUGGCUAGACCAGCGCCGAUGUAUUUGGUACCAGCAGCCACCUUGCCACGAAAGAGUCAUCAUCCACGUUUAAGACCCAUUCCGGCAGCAGCACCAAUAGUCCCAGUCUACGCUCCUUUGCCGGUGGUACCGCCGACCGCAGCACCAAUUUAUCCACCGGUCACGUACGGUACCGCAGGAAACAGAGGCAGACGACACCCGGAGGCGGAUAACUCCACCUUGGGCACAUCUAGAAGGUUAGCUGCCUCUCAUGCAGAUCUCACCGCGCCGGAAAUCACUCGGCAGGCGGAUAGUCCGGAAAACGAGUCCCGUUUUGGUACCGGCAUAUAUCGACGGAAGGGUCAUCUGAACGAGAGAGCCUUUUCUUACAGCAUUCGGGCGGAACAUCGUAGCAGAAGCCAUGGCAGUCUAGCCUCUUUGGGCUUCAGCGCGCAGAACGGCAAUGCGCUACCAAAGGAGGAGAAGAAGGAUCGUGAGAUCGCCCAGUUGGUUGCUGGAUUGAAUCUCAACGAUGGAUCAGAACGGACGCAGCCUCCAAAUUCGAGAGGAGGAUAUCAUCAUCACCAACAGCAACAGAUUCAACCGUUGCCUAGGCCAAGACCCCGUUAGAAUCGCUUCUUUGAGACUAGUCUCUUGCAGUGUCAUGCUGUCUGAAGCUUUUUAGGUGGUUCAGAGCGAUUUCUGGAUAGUUUUUAUAGAAGAAAAUACUUUAAAGAGUGCGAAGCAUUUUUACAGUUAAAUUGAUAUCAAAUUGAUUCACCUUCUUUAUCAGACAUCAUGAUCAUAAAUUCAAUUACUAAUGAUAUGCUAUUUUUCACUAUAUUAAAACAAACACAUUUAUGAUAACAGAUAAAUAUGGUGUCUUUGAACGUCAAUCCAGCUGCCAAUAAUGAAAACAUUAUAUAAUGAAUAAUUAAUAACUAUCGUCCGAUCGAUAAAACUUCGUGCAAUCUUCUCUUCUUUUAUCAAUGAUGUUACGGCUAGACAAUUGUUCAAAAUGAAUUUUGCUUUUUCCGGUCGAUCGCGUUGAUGCAAGCGACUUUGUCUGGGUUAACAAACAUCUUCUUGCAGCUUGCUUCCCCAAGCGUAACAUCGGCGCUACAGUUACGAGCGAUUUCACGUUCCGUUGUCAUGUCACGUGGAAAAAGACUGCAUUGCAAAACAUUGCAAUUCCGACUCUCCGUAGCAAGUUUUACUUAACGGUAUUACAUACCAGCAGAUGUAUUUU